GCAUGUGUAAGUAUUGCUAUACAACUUUGGACUGUGUAAAAACCAAGCUUCAUACAUAAGAAUAUACAUAUGUACAUACAUACGAGUAAGGCUUAAGCGCUGCUAUCAGCUAUGCGUUUGCGGGCGCAUCAAAACACCAGGUCAAGUUUAUUGCGUCAGCUGCUUUUGAUAUGAAACUGCUCAGCAUGUUGCCGAGUAUAAAUAUCGGCCCUAACUGUUGCUUCAGACAUUGCAGUUUCAGUAUUUGCAUCAUGAAGUUCUUUGCUCUCUUUGCUUUUGUCCUGGUCUUAGUGGCGAUGGCUAUGGCCAUGCCAGAACCUCUGCCCGGUGGUGGCGGCGGCGGCGGUGGCGGUGGUGGUCUUACCCUUGAAGAACUCGGUGGAGGCGGUGGCGGCGGCGGUGGUGGCGGUCUCAACCUUGAACUCGGCGGAGGCGGUGGUGGUGGCGGCGGCGGUGGCAAGUAAAUUGCCCAGCCUUUAACCACAUAAUUUAACACAUUGUUAAUUGAAUUGUCUGUUUGGCCUAAGGAUUUAGAACAAAUUAUUACAUUAAUAAAUCUAAA
This is a messenger RNA of Zeugodacus cucurbitae (melon fly), 562 nucleotides long. RefSeq lists its product as uncharacterized. The record is from RefSeq and is a predicted model, not a curated record. The transcript has 2 exons. NCBI's taxonomy places the organism in Eukaryota, Metazoa, Arthropoda, Insecta, Diptera, Tephritidae. The coding region runs from base 171 to 464 and encodes 97 amino acids.